Messenger RNA from Telopea speciosissima, 1212 nucleotides. RefSeq lists its product as uncharacterized. NCBI's taxonomy places the organism in Eukaryota, Viridiplantae, Streptophyta, Magnoliopsida, Proteales, Proteaceae. The record is from RefSeq and is a predicted model, not a curated record. The transcript has 2 exons. The coding region runs from base 82 to 1092 and encodes 336 amino acids.
GCUCGGUUUGGGUGAGCAUUUUGUUAAGAAAAAUCUCUGAAGCUCUUCUGCUAUUAAUUUCUGAAACUUCGGAGAAAGAAGAUGGUGGAUUUGUUGCAGAGCUCAACUAGAAAUAGGUUUCAGACGGCCGUGUGGGCCGUGAAGCUCGGUUUUCUUUUCAUCGGAAUCGUAUCCACUGUUCUGCUACUUAUGCUCGCAGUACCUUACUCUGUGAAUGCCAUCCUCUCCGCCAUUCCACGACUCUGGAUUUCACUCCGUAGCUGGUUAGCUCCUCCGUAUCUCUACAUCGUCGUUAAUUUUAUCAUCAUCAUUAUUGCAGCUUCAUCGAGCUUUCAGCAGAAACAUUGGAGGAAGAACAGCGAAGAAGUUGUCGUUGAAGCAGAGAAGCAAAAACGAAAUGAUCUCGGUUCAGAUUCUUCGUCUUUGGCAUCUGAUCAUCGUAAAACCUCGAUGUAUAUAUGGCCCGAUAUGGAAGAGAUUCCGCAGGAUACCAUUGAGAAAGCGUUAGUUUCUGUUGAAAAAUCACUGGAGACUUGUUUUGAUGUCUCUUGGUUGACGGAUUUCGACGAGAAAACAACACCGGAUCUUUCUGUUUCCUCUCGCUUCGAUGCCAGAAAACUGUCGGAGACAAGCCGGAGAAUCGAUGGUUCGGAGGCGGCGGCGGCGCCACAGAAGGCGACGAAGUCACUAGGGUUAACGAAACCGAAGAAGCAGGAUGACGAUGAUGAUGAUACGAUGGACGCUACGUGGAAGAUGAUCACCGAAGGGAAAGGAAAGCCAUUGACACGGCAGCUGAAGAAGAGUGAGACAUGGGACGUUCCACCUCGUGUGAACGAUCCUAAAUCGGAGCUGGACUCGUCAUCAGGGGUGACGAAUCGGAAGGAGUUGAGGAAGUUGGAGACCUUCAAUGAUGCUUCAUCAUCAUCGGCAACGUUGAUGAGGGGUGGUGGUGGUGGAGGACUGCGAAGGGAAAUAUCGCUGAGUCAUGAUGAAUUGAAUCACCGAGUGGAAGCGUUCAUUAAGAAGUUCAAGUUGCAGAGGCAGGAAUCGGAUAAUCGUUACAUGGAGAUGGUCAAUCGUGGAGUCUAUUAAUGUGAGAGAUUGUCUACUCAAUAAAUGGUAGUACGUGCUCAUCAAUUUUUCGACCGUCGGAUUGGAAUAACGGAAUCAGCUGGACAGUCUAGAUUGAUGGGAUUUCUGCUGGCUUGCCUG